Molecule: messenger RNA, 2359 nt
Organism: Quercus robur (English oak)
Lineage: Eukaryota; Viridiplantae; Streptophyta; Magnoliopsida; Fagales; Fagaceae
Product: probable Ufm1-specific protease
Exons: 12
Coding region: 61-2013 (650 amino acids)
Source: RefSeq, a predicted model, not a curated record
UUGAAAACAAAACAACAAAACCGAAGUGCUCUUCAGUAUCAGAAGGUAAGCUCUCAGUCUAUGGAAGAAAACACAAGCGUACGAGUUCUGUGCCCAAAGCUCCUCCUUCCACACAAAAACGAACCGGGUUUCCAAUGGCUUAUCGGAUCCCCAUUCUUCCCUCCUCUCACCAUAAUCUCCACCGUCCGAUGCAUCCACACCAUCUCUCCCUCCGACGCUCCAGAUCUCCUCAAAGAAUCAGAGGAUCUUCGAGCUCUGCUCUUGAAGGGAUUCGACGUGAUUGGAGCUUUUGUGAUCGGAAAAUCCGACUCGGAAUCGAAGGUUCGCGAAGCUAUUGACGCUGCUCGUAGGUUGAGGAAGCUGCUCUCUAAUGGAGGUGGAGAUUUGGAGAAUAAGGAAAUGAUCGGUGCAUAUGUGGAUUUGAAUAGUAAAACCGAUAUUCGGUUUUUCGUGUCGAAAUCGGCAAGUUCGACGAGCAUUGAACCGGUUAAUUCGGUUGUGCAUGAAGAUAAGCCGGAGAAGUUUGUUUGGGAGACUGGUUGUUUGCUUCGUUGCGAGGUUCCAAUUCGGUUUCCGGUUUAUUUUCCUGUGAAUAGUCCGAUUGAUGCAGAGAAGAUAUAUUGGCGUGCAACUGAAGCAGUUGCUGCCAAGUUGAAAGACCCACAGGUUGUUUACGUGGUAGAAACAAUAAGAAAAACUUCUGCAGAAGGACCUAAACCUCUCAUUCUUCGUGGUGCAGAAUUGGACUUUCAAACCGAUGUUUCAAAUAUUAAACUUUUGGAUAAAGAUGCUCAAGGUUCCGACCCAAAGUGUAUACCAUGUGCACAUUUUUGUUUGAAAAGUAAACCUGACUCACAAAAGUUUUCUGCAGAGAAUGCAGAUACUAUUCAAGUAAGUGUUCUGCUGAAUAACUCAGAAAAGUCUCUAAAAUCCAUUGCACCAGUUGCAGAAUAUGUUCCAGCUUUGGAAGAAGCCAGACUUUUAGUUGUAAGCUUUAAGCUAGAAGUUCUCUGUUAUGCGGCUAAGGAUAUUCCAGUGAUGUAUGCAGUUUCUAAGUUAAUCAUCCCUGGUUUGGUUGAUCAGCUAAAUUCAAUGAAGAACUUAAUAUUGCCCAACCUCUUAACAGAACAUCCUCAGCUUCGUCCCUAUCACUUCAAUCCUCCUGGAGUUUUGCAUCCAAUCACUGUUAUCUAUGAACUUAAUUAUGGGGAGACAGAAAUGAAACAAGUUGAAAUUAGAAAAUCCCUACACCUAAGGCUGGGAUUACCUUUUGAUCGUCCUCUCUUAAGGAUUGCUAAUGUGCUUGAUUUGUCUACAACAAAUGUCGGUGGAAGGAGUGACUCAAUACGAAAGGGUUCUACUUUUCUUAAAGAUGUGCAUAUUGGGAUUCCAAGCAGUGGAGUUUCAGGGGGCAGUAUGUCUCUAGUUCAAGGUUCUUAUGAAUACUAUCACUAUCUUCAAGAUGGUUUUAAUGAUUCGGGAUGGGGUUGUGCUUACCGUUCUCUUCAGACUAUCAUCUCAUGGUUUAGACUCCAGCACUACACAUCCAUAGAUGUUCCUUCACAUAGGGAAAUACAGCAGUCACUUGUAGAGAUUGACGAUAAGGAUCCUUCUUUUAUCGGUUCACGUGAAUGGAUUGGUGCCAUUGAAUUGAGCUUUGUCUUGGACAAACUUCUGGGUGUCAGUUGCAAAGUCAUGAACUUAAGAUCUGGAGCUGAGGUUCCUGAGAAGUGUCGAGAGCUGGCAUUGCACUUUGAGAAUCAGGGAACACCUAUUAUGAUUGGUGGUGGUGUUCUUGCAUAUACCCUAUUGGGAGUUGACUAUAACGAAGCAAGCGGAGAUUGUGCAUUUCUCAUACUUGAUCCUCACUACACUGGCAAUGAUGAUCUCAAGAAAAUUGUAAAUGGUGGAUGGUGUGGGUGGAAAAAGGCUGUUGAUAGCAAGGGAAAGAGCUUCUUCUUACAUGAUAAGUUUUAUAAUCUUCUGUUGCCACAACGACCAAACAUGGUGUGAUUUGGACAAUCGAGGUGGAGUUACCACCAACUCUUUACCCUCUAAUUUCCUUGCAGAAGAGGCAGCCUUUCAGUAAGUUAUGUACAUGCAACCAAUGUUGACUACCCAAAAAUGAAUUAAAAAAAUUGUUGGAACUUAGGGUGAACUGGGAGUGGUAAAUAGUUGCCAAUUGUGAGUUUUGUCUUCUUUUGAAAGUCAUAGUUAAUUUUGUGAUUUGCAUACGAUGAAGUACGGUCAAUUUCUUUCUCAUUGCCAUUAUUUUCUGGUUGAAUCAGCUUCUUGUUCAAUUGUGGAACUGGGCCACCCUUGUUUUAUAUAUAACUUACUUUAGGAGUGUUGGUUGCUA